AUGCGUUCGUCGAUUUUUAUUUUACACAUAUUAUCUGGUACAAUAUUCUGGCACGUUCCCAUUGAUGCGCGAUCAGUUUUAGCUAGUCAUAGCCAUCCAUCUGAUGUUAAACAUUUUGAACCAGAAUUAGAUACAAAUAUUGGUCAUUGGUCACCCAGCACCAGUUCAAUCGAUUGGUGUGAACGUAAUUAUGUUGUAACCCAGUAUAUUACUGAAUUUUGGAAUUGUCUUUCAAGCUUUUCUAUGUGUAUAUUAGUUUGGGCUUUGUAUUUGUCGGACUCGGAUCUGCCUAUUUUCAUGGUACUCUCACACAUUUAG
Messenger RNA from Rotaria sp. Silwood1, 318 nucleotides. Lineage: Eukaryota; Metazoa; Rotifera; Eurotatoria; Philodinida; Philodinidae. The record is from the annotation of a GenBank genome assembly.